Messenger RNA from Capsicum annuum, 617 nucleotides. RefSeq lists its product as uncharacterized. The transcript has a single exon. The record is from RefSeq and is a predicted model, not a curated record. The coding region runs from base 105 to 536 and encodes 143 amino acids. NCBI's taxonomy places the organism in Eukaryota, Viridiplantae, Streptophyta, Magnoliopsida, Solanales, Solanaceae.
AACUAACCCUUAAGCAAACCAUGAAUAGUAAACUUUAGAAUUAUUUAAUCGUAUAUGGGGAUGAAGAAGCACCUUAAACAGAAACAGUAAAGCAACAAAAGAACAUGGAAAAUGAAUGUAAUAUUUUUCCAAGAAAACUUCAUUAUGAUAUUAGUAUGUCCAAAAGAACAAGAAAAAGUACGCCAUUGAAUAUCAAAGAAGAAGCUAUCAAAAGUCUCCAACACCCUGAAGAAUUGGUCAAUGCAAAUGUGAAUGUAGAACAAGAAGAAAAAGGAGUAAUUAGCAAUAAAGAGAAAGAAGAAGACGACGAUAAGAAGAGUUUGAAGCAGUUGAUAGAAGGUAGAGGCACUUCAUUGGGACACCAUUUCACAGAAGAAGAAAGGCAACUUCAAAUGGUUGUAAAACCGCCAGAGAAUGGAAUGAAAUUCAAGCAAAUGGUGAGUCGUUAUGCUAAAGUUUUAAGCCAUAUGAUUAAGCUUAAGAGAAAGAAGCCUGCAGGUUACAGAUUGAAGAUGCAAGUCCAUAAUAAACCUUGAUCUAUUUAAUUGGUCGAGCUUGUAUGCAUUGAGGUCUUUUCUGUUUUGAUUUAAAGAAAAAACUUUUUAACAUGAUCUUCA